This is a messenger RNA of Pyricularia oryzae 70-15, 774 nucleotides long. RefSeq lists its product as uncharacterized. The record is from RefSeq and is a predicted model, not a curated record. NCBI's taxonomy places the organism in Eukaryota, Fungi, Ascomycota, Sordariomycetes, Magnaporthales, Pyriculariaceae. Gene Ontology annotation, cellular component: cytoplasm. The coding region runs from base 1 to 774 and encodes 257 amino acids. The transcript has 4 exons.
AUGUCACCCAAAAAGGCCAUCUUGGUGGGCCUCUCGGGCUGCUCGUCCAGCGGCAAGACGACGCUUGCCCGGCUGAUCCGCGAUAUUUUCCCAAACACUUUCAUCCUUCACGAGGAUGACUUUUAUAAAAACGAAUCCGAGCUUCCAAAGAGGGCAGGCCAUGCAGACUGGGACUGCGUGGGGUCUCUGAACAUUGAGCAGAUGGAAAAGUCGCUGAGUUAUAUCAGAGAGAACGGCCAAUUUCCUCCAGAUUUGAAUUCUAUAGAAGACCAAAACGCCGUCGGGAAAUGCCCAGUCUCGGACGCCAAGAUCCAAGAGCUCAAAACCAAAGUGGCAGAGUGGUCAAAGCCUGACGGGCCAGGUCAUGGGCUCCUGGUCCCUGGGGACUUGGGUCUUUGCCUUUUGGAUGGCUUCCUACUGUACACCCCUCCCCUAAAGCACAUCAUGUCCCUCCUGGACCUCAAGUUCUUCCUCCUGGUGUCCCGCGCGACCGCCAUCCGCCGCCGCGAGGCCCGCAUCGGCUACGUGACGGUCGAGGGCUUCUGGGCCGACCCCGAGGGCUACGCCACCGAUGUCGUCUGGCCAAACUACGCCGAGUCCCACGCCUGGCUGUUCAAGGACGGCGACGUCGAGGGCGAGCUGGACAUGGAUGCGGUGCGUGGCAGUGACAUUCUGGUGCAGGCGGACCGCGGCACCGAUGUCGAUAUGGAGGUCACGCUGGAGUGGGUGGUUGAGGAGUUGAUGAAGGAGCUGCCGAGGGUCGCGGCGAGGUGA